This is a messenger RNA of Salarias fasciatus (jewelled blenny), 1186 nucleotides long. RefSeq names its product B-cell translocation gene 3 (gene btg3). Gene Ontology annotation, cellular component: nucleus; cytoplasm. NCBI's taxonomy places the organism in Eukaryota, Metazoa, Chordata, Actinopteri, Blenniiformes, Blenniidae. The record is from RefSeq and is a predicted model, not a curated record. The transcript is spliced from 5 exons. The coding region runs from base 88 to 783 and encodes 231 amino acids.
GCGAAUUGAUCGGAGCCAUUCAUUUUAACUGCACACCGAGGGAGAAACCACAAUAGUUGUUUAAGCGUAAUGAACCACAUGUGAAAUAUGAGGCGAGAGAUCGCGGCCGUGGUGUUCUUCCUGAAGAGGCUGGUGAAGAAGCGCGAGAGGUUGGAUUCAGACAAGAUCGAGCUGUUUGUGGAGCGGCUGGCGGUCGCCCUGCAGGAGAAGUUCAAGGGCCACUGGUACCCCGAAACCCCCAGCAGGGGGCAGGCAUACAGGUGCAUCCGGGUGAACGGGUUCUACCGGCAGGAUCCGGAGCUGCUGCGGGCCUGCAGGGAGAGCGGGGUCCAGUACCGGGACCUGGGGCUGCCUCGAGAGUUCACGCUGUGGGUCGACCCCGGGGAGGUGUGCUGCAGAUAUGGCGAGCAGAACCCCUGCUUCUCGGUGGCCACUUUCUCCAGCGAGGAUGAGGACGACAAAGACGUGGCGAAGAAUGUGACCAGCGCCCUGGAGAGGGUGACGUCCGACUACCACUCAGGUUCCUCUUCAGACGAGGAGAGCGCGCGGACCUCCCCCCUCACAGUCCCCAACAGGCACAGCGCCUACCAGUUCCAGAUGAAUCCAGCUGCCCCCUCAUGGCAUCCCAAAAACAUGGCACCGUUCAAAUGCCCCAAUCCCCCACGGCCUCACUACAGCUACCGGUACCGCGGGAGAGCCCCCAACAUCCACAACGCCUGGGUCCCCCCUGCGCACAGGGCGGGGCCCGGGUACUGGGACACCAACCAAAACCCCACACACUGAAGCAGUUUGGAGUGGCUCACUGUUCACACUGGACAUUAAACCUGGAGAAAACUUAAGAUCAACUGACUGACCAAUGUUUUCCGUUGUUUUUUUUUUUUCUUUCCUUUUUUGUUUUUUAAGCAGAAAGUUUUAUAGCUUGAAUAUUGGUUGUUUCAAACUAAAUCUUUUUUGCACUUUAGACUACUUGUUAUAGUUUGAAUAUAAGUCACUUGUAUUAAAUUAGAUAUGGAAAUUGGAAUACUACACGUAUAGUCUUGAAGUACUGUAUUUUUACUAUUGGAGAUGUUCUUGUAUGUCACCUGCUGUCCUUUGUGAUAAAAUGUUUUAUUUAUACAUAGUUGCGAAAAGUGUCAGAUGUAUAGACCUAAAUUUAUGGAGUUUUAUUAAAAACAUUCAAGCUUCA